AUGACUUUAAAAGACAUAAUUCUCAAUCUUAUGAACAACCAUUACAAUAACUCCGCACCUGAACAAGAUAAAGUAUUAAAUACUACUUCAAAAUUUAAGUCCAGACGAGCGGAUGGUGUGAACAGUAACCGAACACAUUGUACAGGUUAUGAUUACGAUGAAACUAUUUGCAAAACUGUUGAUGACAGAGUUAUUUGUGGCUAUAACAAGAAUAUAGAAAAAGUUCAAAACGAAUCAGUUGAAGUAGGUAAUGGCUGUAGAAUACGCGGUGAUAGAUUAGAAUGUGGUUAUUUAAAGGGACCAUUUAACAACACACGACGACCACCUGUCAGCGAAGAAGAAGAAGAAGAAAGUGAUUCGGAAGAUGACAAAAAGAAACUUCAUCAUACUGUUAAUCUAAUAAGCAGCACACGGAAAAAGAAUUCUAAUACUUUGACUACACCACCUACAACAGUUUUAAACUUAACUUCUACAACAAAAAACAAGCCUUAUGAAAGUACAUCCCAUGUAACAAAAGCCAAUUUUAUUUCAAGUUCUAGUACAAAUAAAUCCAAGGUUUUAAAGGAAAAAACAGUAGCAAACCGCAAAAAGCGUUGCGUUGAGAAGAAUGACAGUAUAUUUUGUUAUGAAAAUAAAACCUAA
Molecule: messenger RNA, 642 nt
Organism: Danaus chrysippus (African queen)
Lineage: Eukaryota; Metazoa; Arthropoda; Insecta; Lepidoptera; Nymphalidae
Source: the annotation of a GenBank genome assembly